Molecule: messenger RNA, 1119 nt
Organism: Alosa alosa (allis shad)
Lineage: Eukaryota; Metazoa; Chordata; Actinopteri; Clupeiformes; Clupeidae
Gene: trappc1
Product: trafficking protein particle complex subunit 1
Exons: 6
Coding region: 262-699 (145 amino acids)
Biological process (GO): endoplasmic reticulum to Golgi vesicle-mediated transport
Cellular component (GO): TRAPP complex
Source: RefSeq, a predicted model, not a curated record
CAACUGCCAUAAUAGUGGUCUGCAAGUCAAGGGAAGGAUAACAUUACAGCAUUCUUUAGAAGAAGAAAAACACAUUAUCAGCUUGUCAACUAACUCAUAUGUUGAGCUGGGUAAGGAGCCAACUUAAAAAACAACGUAGAACACCUAAGAUAUCCUCGCCAUGAUUAGAAUAGAACGAUUAAUGGAUGCCCAUGGCAAACGCAACGGCAUAAACAUUGUUGUUCUCUGAAGGGCCUUCCAAAGGAUUCAGGAAAACCGGAGAUGACCGUUCACAACCUGUACAUCUUCGACCGGAAUGGCACAUGCCUCCAUUACAGCGAAUGGAACAGGAAAAAGCAGGCGGGCAUCUCCAAGGAGGAGGAGUUUAAGCUGAUGUAUGGGAUGCUGUUUUCCAUUCGAUCUUUUGUCAGUAAGAUGUCUCCAUUGGACAUGAAGGAUGGCUUUGUGUCCUUCCAGACAAGUCGCUAUAAGCUGCACUACUAUGAGACGCCCACUGGCAUCAAGAUCAUCAUGAACACAGACCUCGGUGUGCCCAACUGCAGAGACAUCCUGCACCAGAUAUACAGCACGCUAUAUGUCGAGUACAUCAUCAAGAACCCACUGUGUGUGUUGGGAGACACUCUGCAGAGCGAGCUCUUCAACAGCCGACUUGACUCCUUUGUCCGCGCCCUUCCCUUCUUCAGUGCCCGUGCCGCCUAGACCUGACCCAAGAUGAUCUUAAACAGUUGGGCAUCCUGCUGUGCAAUUAUUUCCGGCCCACAUCACACACUGAUCCCAGCACAGCUACAAAUGUAAAGGUUACGCCAUGCCCUACAGACUAACUGCAACAGAACAUCAAAGUAGAUUGCAUACAAAUAUCACAAUGGCAAUAUGUAUGGUGCUAUGAUGAAGUGGUUAAAUAUUAAAAUUAUAAUCUAUGCCUACAUUUCAUUACUUGUGAGUUAUAUUAUAGGUUUUUCAUAACAUUUUAAUUGGUUUUUGAUCUUGGUGUACUAAUAUAUAGUAGCAUUAUGUAUUUUAUGUAAGAAUGUGUUUAUUUUUAAAAGCAGGAGAAAUAAGGCCUGCUCUCUGACUGUGAAUUGGAUUGAACAUUAAAAAUCACACAGAUUUCAGACAAAA